Akanthomyces muscarius is the source of this 2337-nucleotide messenger RNA. RefSeq lists its product as uncharacterized. Gene Ontology annotation, molecular function: 3-isopropylmalate dehydratase activity; 4 iron, 4 sulfur cluster binding. The record is from RefSeq and is a predicted model, not a curated record. The transcript is spliced from 4 exons. Gene Ontology annotation, cellular component: 3-isopropylmalate dehydratase complex. Bases 1 to 2337 code for a protein of 778 amino acids. Gene Ontology annotation, biological process: L-leucine biosynthetic process. NCBI's taxonomy places the organism in Eukaryota, Fungi, Ascomycota, Sordariomycetes, Hypocreales, Cordycipitaceae.
AUGCCUGAAUCAGUGUCAAAACCGCAAACCCUCUACGACAAGGUGCUCUCCAAGCACAUUGUCGACGAGAAGCUCGAUGGUACUCUGUUGCUUUACAUCGAUCGCCACUUGGUCCACGAAGUCACCUCUCCCCAAGCCUUUGAGGGCCUCAAGAAUGCCGGUCGUGCCGUUCGCAGACCAGACUGCACCCUGGCCACUACCGACCAUAAUGUCCCUACCACUUCCCGCAAAAACAUGAAGGACAUUGCUAGCUUCAUCGAAGAGGACGACUCCCGCACACAAUGCGUCACCCUGGAAGAAAACGUCAAGGACUUUGGCCUGACCUACUUUGGCCUCGGCGACAAGCGCCAGGGCAUCGUGCACGUCAUCGGUCCCGAGCAGGGCUUCACGCUGCCCGGCACCACCAUGGUCUGCGGCGACUCGCACACCUCGACGCACGGCGCCUUUGGCUCGCUGGCCUUUGGCAUCGGCACCAGCGAGGUCGAGCACGUCCUCGCCACGCAGUGCCUCAUCACCAAGCGCAGCAAGAACAUGCGCAUUCAGGUCGACGGCGAGCUCGCCCCGGGCGUCAGCUCCAAGGACGUUGUCCUCCACGCCAUUGGCAAGAUCGGCACCGCCGGCGGCACCGGUGCCGUCAUUGAGUUCUGCGGCUCCGUCAUCCGAAGCCUCAGCAUGGAGGCCCGCAUGUCCAUCUGCAACAUGUCCAUCGAGGGUGGUGCCCGUGCCGGCAUGGUCGCGCCCGACGACAUCACCUUUGAGUAUCUCAAGGGCCGGCCCCUCGCGCCCAAGUACGGCUCCGACGAGUGGAACCGCGCCGUGGCCUACUGGCGCGCCCUGCAGUCCGACCCCGACGCCAAGUACGACAUUGACGUCUUCAUCGACGGCAAGGACAUUAUCCCCACCAUUACCUGGGGCACCAGCCCCGAGGACGUCGUCCCCAUCACCGGCGUCGUCCCGGACCCCGAGACCUUUGCGACCGAGUCCAAGAAGAUUGCCGGCCGUCGCAUGCUCGAGUACAUGGGUCUCACGGCCGGCACGCCGCUCGAGGAGAUCCCCGUCGACAAGGUCUUCAUCGGAUCGUGCACCAACUCCCGAAUUGAGGACAUGCGUGCGGCGGCCCGCGUCGUCCAGGGCAGGAAGAUUGCGUCCAACAUCAAGGCUGCCAUGGUUGUCCCCGGCUCCGGUCUCGUCAAGAAGCAGGCCGAGGAGGAGGGCAUCGAUCAAAUCUUCAUCGACGCCGGCUUCGAGUGGAGAGAGGCCGGCUGCAGCAUGUGCCUCGGCAUGAACCCCGACAUCCUGUCGCCCAAGGAGCGCUGCGCCAGCACCUCGAACCGCAACUUUGAGGGCCGACAGGGCGCCGGCGGCCGCACUCACCUCAUGUCGCCCGUCAUGGCCGCCGCCGCCGCCAUUGUCGGCAAGCUCGCCGACGUGCGCAAGCUCUCCAACUACACGGACAGCCCGCACGUCGCGGCCAGCCAGACCCCCGCCGCCACCGGCAAGCCCCAUGUCGACGAGCGCGUCGUCGACGACGCCGCCGAGCGCGAGGCCAUUGCCGACCAGCCCGAGGACAACUUCCCGCACACCAACACCCAGGCCGGCACCGGCGGCGGCGCCGCGCUCGACAAGUUCCUCACUCUCAAGGGCAUCGCCGCGCCGCUCGACAAGGCCAACGUCGACACCGACGCCAUCAUCCCCAAGCAGUUCCUCAAGACCAUCAAGCGCACCGGCCUCGGCAGCGCGCUCUUCAACGCCCUGCGCUACCACGAGGACGGCUCCGAGAACCCGGCCUUUGUCCUCAACCAGGAGCCCUACCGCGCGGCCAAGAUCCUCGUCUGCACCGGCGAGAACUUUGGCUGCGGCUCCUCGCGCGAGCACGCGCCCUGGGCGCUCCUCGACUUUGGCAUCAAGGCCGUCGUCGCCCCCUCCUUUGCCGACAUCUUCUUCAACAACAUGUUCAAGAACGGCAUGCUGCCCAUUGCCGUCACCAACAAGGCCGACCUCGACGCCGUCGCCGCCGAGGCCCGCGCCGGCCGCGAGGUCCAGGUCGACCUGCCCGCCCAGCUGCUCAAGACGGCCGCCGGCGACACCAUCUGCCGCUUCGACGUCGAGGAGUUUCGCAAGCACUGCCUCGUCAACGGCCUCGACGACAUUGGCCUCACCAUGCAGAUGGAGGACAAGAUUGCCGCCUUUGAGCAGCAGAUGACGGCCGACACCCCCUGGCUCGACGGCUCCGCGUACCUCCGCCGCAAGGGCCAGGGCGGCAAGCUCGCUGCCAAGCCCGUGCCCGUCGCCAAGACGAAUCGCGGUGAGCCCAUCAAGGAGCCUCUCGAAUGGUAG